CUCAGCCCCGCACCACUUGUUUUUGGCUAUGCAUGGAGAACCACAUAUUGCUCACAUUUCACCCAAAAUCUCCCAGGGACCUUCUGGAUAUCAGCUAAUUUGUUGAUCUCUAUGGCAAUUAUGUGGUUGAUUUUUCUGCUACAGCUUAUCAACAGCUUUGAGGGUUUAUCUGGAGCUGAACAUGAGACGCUGUGCACUUCUAACGCCUGCUUCACCCUGCAUAUGAACAGGGUGACCUUUGAGGAGGCCCAUCAGAACUGCGACCACAAUGGAGGUUAUCUGAUGACAGUCAGAGACACAGAAGAGGAAGAUGUGCUUCGUUUGCUUCUUUCACAGAUCCAAGGACAACGUCUGGACAGAGCGUUUAAAUUUUGGAUUGGAUUAAAACUGCACAGAGGGGACUGUGUGCUGCCUGGCAACACUCUCUUUGGGUUUAAGUGGGUAUCUGGGGAGGAAGAUUCCAGCUACUCCAACUGGGAAAAAGAACCUGUCACCACAUGCACAGGAGAGAGAUGUGUAAAGGUUGUCUACACUUUAUCAGGUGAGAGUCAACUGAAAUGGACUGCUGGAGCUUGCAGAAGCCCUGCCUUUUAUGCAUGUAAGUUUUAUUUUAAGGGAAUGUGCAAACCUUUGGCUCUACUGGGGCCUGGAGAAAUCACCUACACUACGCACUUCUCAGAAGACCCACUAAGAAGUGAAAUGCAAGCAUUUCCACACGGAACAAAUGCUGUUAUUUUAUGUAGUGAUGAACGGCCUCAGUACUCUGUGUGCAAUGGAGUGGACGACAUUUAUCGGUGGACUGUCCCUGGUCCGUUUUGCAAAGCAGGAAAGCAAAAUUGUGCAAUAAACAAUGGCGGAUGUAAACAUUUGUGCCACCAGGAUGCAGACGAGGUUCGAUGCUCUUGCAAAGAAGGUUACGACCUGGGUGGGGAUGGACUCACUUGCAGGUUUAAAGACUUGUGCGGCGUUGACACCUGUGAGCAACAGUGUGUAAUGAGGGAGUCUGGGUAUUUCUGCAAAUGCUCAGACGGGUUUAAACUUGAUGCAAACCAACGUAACUGCUCUGACAUUGACGAGUGCCAGUCAAAAGCCUGUAAGCAUUAUUUGUGUGUAAAUACACACGGCAGUUACAAAUGUACGUGUAAAGGGGGCUACAAAAUGGUUGACGGUAAAUGCCAUGAUAUAGAUGAGUGCACACAAACAACGUGUGAGCACGGCUGCUCAAACAGUAUCGGAUCCUUCUCUUGUUACUGCAAUGAAGGCUUCACUUUAGCUGAGAAUGGCCGCUCAUGUGCAGACAUUAAUGAAUGUGUCAGUAAUCCCUGUCUAUUCAAAUGUGUCAAUACUGUGGGCAGCUUCUUGUGCACCUGCCUGCAAGGCUUCCACAUGGACACAGAUGGAUCGACCUGCAUUCCAGAUAUGACUGAAACAUCAGUUGCCACAUCAGAUGACCAAGCUGAGGAGGAAACACAAGAAAACGUCACCGAGUCUUUAACCAGAACCUCAGUCGAGCUCCAACAUCAGUCCCCUCACACUGACGCGCCUCGUCCAGACCUGGUGAAUGUCACGCAUGGUAAUAAUCAGAGCAACAGCUCCCUGGUGACAAGUUAUGACAAGACAGUUAAUUCCAGGGUGAUCAUCUGUGUCCUCGGUUCAGUCAUUCCCCUGUUGCUUUUGAUCGCAGUGACUCUGGCCAUUGCAAUUAUCCGAUGCAGUCGCUCCAAAAAAGAAGCCAAGAAAAAUACCACCACUGACGGCUACUGCUGGGUGUCGUCUGGUUUGGAUCCACGUUUAGAGAAACUAUAUGAGUCCAUCUUGACUGAUGACCUAUGACCUGAUGGUGGAGGAGAAGACUGUCUUCAAGGACUAUCAUGUUUAUUUAUGUAAUUUAUGUUUUGUGGUAGGCUGUGUUGUUAUCAAAUGAUCACAUAUCAAAUCACAAAACUUCAAAAAAGUUUUAAAAUUUUUUAAAAAUAUGGCGAGUUUGGCAAGAAGUAGCAAAUGUAAAUAUGUAUAGGUGUUGGUGCAAACGGCUGUUCUGAAGGGGAUGUGAGGGGCUGUGUGUAAUGAAGGUGAAAGGGUAUGUAGUGAACUGGACAGGGUGCCAGAUAAUCCCAGAAAGUUGUACCAGGAUGUAAUGUUGAAAGUCAGUAAUUUAAUGUUAAAAGCAGUCAGCUAAUUAUGUAAUUUCUCUUGUCACAACUGGCUUAAUUUUUCUGUCAUUUUACCAACAGAAAUGUUUGAGUCAUGUAUGUUGCUUAACUCAACCUGUGAUCAUCUCCUGGAACGUUGUUGUCUUUACUGCUUCUUUUAGAUGACACCAAAAGAUCAUAGGUAAAACCACAUGGCAGGAUUCAGAUUGUCCACUCAGACCUCUAAUAACCAUUUUUUCAUUUUAUUUGUUAAAAUGGAGUUUGCACAAAUAUGUAAAUAUGAUUAAAUGCAGGGCCGUAGCCAUGGAGUCAAAAUCUAGGGGGCCCAAAUCUGCUAGAGAGGCCUGCCCCCACCCCACAAAAAAACAUUCAAAAUUUGAAAACUCAUCUCCUAUUUUAUCAUUUAUGGUAACAAGAACAGUUCAUAACAUACAAUAUGAAUAUGCAAUAAAUGAAAGCUGCGACUCCCCCAUAGACAUGCAGCACAACAUGAAGGAUUGACACUUUACUCACACUUUAAGUGGGCAACCUGACAAUUAAGGAGGUCCCUAUUUGCUCAGUUAAGAACUGGUACCUUAUAACUGUCAGCGUUUAUGUGUUUUUGCAACCCGGUCUCACUCCAAAGGCGUUGAAAUCUGGUGCUUGGGCAGUGACUUGUGUCAUCAGACACCAAACAAGAGGCCAUCCUUACACACCAGCAUGGUAUGCGGCCGGUCGCCAUUAUAGUUCAACGGUGCUCGGUGGUGUUGGGGAAAUGCAGUGGGACAAGAACAAAAGUUAAGAUGGCAAAAGUCCGAGUAGGAUGGGUUGGAGGGGUGGCGGAUGGGUCCAACAAACAUUGACUUUCACCCUGGAGAGCAGUGUUUGUGUCCUCUAACUUUAAAAAGCCAAACCCUGUUCUUUUUUCCUAAAUCCAACCACAUGUUUUUGUUGAAGGAAAAAAACAUCAAUUUGUGACGUAGUGCGUUUAUUUUGAAAGAGACGGUAGGUAAAUGGUAAAUAUCCUGUGAAAAUGGAAGCGUAUUUUGAAAGAAGACUAUGCAUGUGACAGACAGCAACAGUCAACAACCAAUGCACCCAGGGUACCUUGCAUAUCAUAUUCUGACAUGGAAACCCCACAACCAAACGUCGAUAUGUGACGAAGUCAGACUGAGAAUGUGUUGGUUUUUUCUGAUCUUGGUGUUGAGGACAAUUUUCAGUUUGUGUUCUUCCUUUGUGACUUAAAGAAUCACUUGUUUGAAAAAUAAAAUAGAGUUGAGGAGCCCUGAUUUGUUUUGGUCUCCUGAAGGUUGUAUGUUAAGUUGGCUUAUUAAAAGGGAAGUGUGCAAAUUUUAAAAAAUUCCUUCAUGUUAUUCCUACGGUCUAAGACAGUCCAAAAAUAUAGGGAAAAAUGAACAACUCUCUCAGAAAUCCAAAAACUAGAGUGGUAAAGCUCAGAUUUGUGAUGUCAUAGGAAGUCUGGAGCUGCUCCACAGACAGUGAAUGGUGAAAGAUGGUCUAGAUGACACUGAGAGCACUCAGGGGGAAUAUUUUGAGUUUAUGGGUGCAUUUUCUGUUUCACAGCUGAGAAUACUACAAUAGAAUAAAGCUUGUUUGUGUAUAAAAAAAGAAAAAUACACUCUGUGGGUGCCCACAAAAUCAGGCUCCCAUUCACUGUGUAUGGAGCAGCUCCAGACUUUAUCCCCUAUGACAUCACAACUGUGAGACUUCCUACUCUGGUUUCUGGCUUUGAGAGAGAAAAGAUCAUGUUCACAUAGAUUAAUUGAACUUUCACAGGCCACAGGAAUAACAUAUUGGAAUCCUUAAUUUAGGUGGCCUUCCACUUUAACGAGGUGUUUUUUUUCUCAGCAAGAGUCAUAGCAAAUGCAUGGAAACCAUUGUGACUUAUGUUUGACAGUAAAUGACAUGACAUGUUUGGUAUGUUUUCUUACUGAAUUUGUGGAGCUGUAUGUUAGACUGCUCAUGACGCUAAUCUGGUUGUUGCCUAGUGGACCAUAUUGUGCAUGACACCAAAAUAAACCAAUCAGUCACUGGACAAAUCUCCUGCAGACCAGCAGUGCAUGGCAACAAGGGCGUAGGGUUUGUUUCAGUAUUGGUGGGGGGGCACAUUUGAAAUGGGGGAUGAACAUUUUGGGCAUCAAACACUUAAUUUUCUGCAUUCUGAUGCAUUCUAAUGCAACACUUUGCCUUUUCUGCAUUGAUUUUUGUUGUAAAUGUCUUUACAUUACCAAUGCAUGGUAAUACUAGGACCGGCUGAAAUAAUAAUGGACAUUUGUUGAGUUUAUUUAUGAUUAUGAUUAAAUCUGCUUUUAUUUUUUGAGCAUGUUGAAUAUUGGUGUUCCACGCAAUAUAUAAGUACUGUUUCGAUGUAAUGAUAAACACAUGUACAU
Messenger RNA from Epinephelus moara (kelp grouper), 4543 nucleotides. RefSeq names its product complement component C1q receptor. The coding region runs from base 112 to 1833 and encodes 573 amino acids. Gene Ontology annotation, molecular function: calcium ion binding. Lineage: Eukaryota; Metazoa; Chordata; Actinopteri; Perciformes; Serranidae. The transcript has a single exon. The record is from RefSeq and is a predicted model, not a curated record.